This is a messenger RNA of Punica granatum (pomegranate), 3735 nucleotides long. NCBI's taxonomy places the organism in Eukaryota, Viridiplantae, Streptophyta, Magnoliopsida, Myrtales, Lythraceae. The record is from RefSeq and is a predicted model, not a curated record.
UUUUGAAUGUUGUAUAGUUUUGAAGAAGUAGAGUCGAUCAAGUCCCGCAUCGUGAUCAUGGGAAGAUAUCAUCAAGUCCUGGGUUUCGUGAUAUGCGGUGUGUCGUUGCUCCUCAUGGGCAGCUCAUGGCGUUGUUCCUGUGGAAAUUCAAGUGCACUGUUGUUGUGCAGACGAGAAGAAAGAGAUGCGCUGCUCGAAUUCAAGAAAAGUCUUUUUGAGUCGAACUCAUUGAAUGGCUUCCUCAGCUCUUGGGAAGCAGAAGAUUGCUGCGUCUGGGAAGGAUUGAGCUGCGAUAGAGCCACCGGUCACGUCAUCAGGCUCGAAAUACUCCCCCAGCCCCGGGUAACAAUAAUCGAAAACGACCCUUUUUCAUAUGAAUGGGAGUCUUUUCAAUCAGAUCCAGCAGUCUCCGCCUCAGAGCUGAGCCCUUCCCUCCUGAGGCUGAGGUACCUGAACCACCUCGACCUCAGCGGCCUUAGUAUAAAUGGCAGCACUCCUAUCCCUGCAUUCAUAGGUUCGUUGAAACACCUGAGUUACCUGAACCUCUCGAACGUUGGUUUUCAAGGAGCGGUUCCUCCCCACCUGGGAAAUCUCACCAACUUAGAGGUCCUCGAUCUUCAUUUCAAUUAUGGUUUACUCCUGGCCCAUUCCCACUGGAUUUCUCGUCUUGUGGCCUUAAAGUACCUCGACUUGAGUGGUGUAUCUCCUAGAAAAGCACAGGAUCUGAUGCAGGUACUCAACUCGCUUCCUUCGCUAUCGCACUUGGCAUUGCGCUCUUGUUUCUCGGCCGGCGCAUUUAGUAUAUCCCCUGGUCUCUUCAACUCUAGCUUUCUCGCCAGACUCCAAUACCUCGACCUCUCAGACAAUUCUCUUCAAGGCCCCAUUCCUACUUUCUUACAGAAUAUGACAUCUAUCAGACAUCUCUAUCUCUCCGGCAACGAACUCAACUGUUCCAUUCCUAUUUGGUUCAGUAAUCUUAACGGCUUGGUUCAUCUUGAUCUCGGGGCUAAUUGGCUUGACAGCAUUGAAGGAGGGUUCUCGUUUUUCAUUAGAGACAAAUGCCGCCUGCGGUUCUUGAGUUUGGAAGACAACCAACUUCAAGGGGAGAUCGAUCGAAAUUCCAGUGGAUUCUGUGCAUUUGGCCUCGAGUUCUUGGAUCUGAGCAGGAAUCUUUUCACGGGCAUUAUUCCUGAGGGUUUGGGACAACUUUCAAGGCUCGAAUUCUUGGGUCUCUCCGACAACCUGAUCUCAGGAUCGAUUCCACCAAGUAUUGGUGAAAAUCUGGAAAUGGAUAAGUUGUUUCUCCAUGAUAACCUUCUAACCGGCACAAUACCGGCUUCAUUGUGUAAGUUAAGGUCCAUACAAGUUUUGGACCUUUCAAGAAACAAUCUAUCGGGCUGGAUCCCCAACUGUUGGGGGAAUGCAACUUUUAACUUCAUCUCAGGGAAACAUCGGAACUUCUCUUCAAUGAUGGAAUUGGAUCUCUCCCACAACCUGAUCUCAGGAUCGAUUCCACCAAGUAUUGGUGAAAAUCUGGAAGUGGAAUAUUUGUUUCUCAAUGAUAACCUUCUAACCGGCCCAAUACCGGCUUCAUUGUGUAAGUUAAGGUCUGUAUCUUUAUUGGACCUUUCGAGAAACAAGCUAUCAGGCUGGAUCCCCAACUGUUGGGGGAAUGCAACUUUUAACUUCAUCUCAGGGAAACUUUGGAACUUCUCUUCAAUAACGGAAUUGGAUCUCUCCUACAACCUGAUCUCAGGAUCAAUUCCACCAAGUAUUGGUGAAAAUCUGGAAGUGGAAUCUUUGUUUCUCAAUGAUAACCUUCUAACCGGCCCAAUACCGGUUUCAUUGUGUAAGUUAAGGUCUGUAUCGUUAUUGGACCUUUCGAGAAACAAGCUAUCAGGCUGGAUCCCCAACUGUUGGGGGAAUACAACUUUUAACUUCAUCUCAGGGAAACUUCGGAACUUCUUUUCAAUAAUGGAAUUGGAUCUCUCCCACAACCUGAUCUCAGGAUCGAUUCCACCAAGUAUUGGUGAAAAUCUGGAAGUGGAAUCUUUGUUUCUCAAUGAUAACCUUCUAACCGGCCAAAUACCGGCUUCAUUGUGUAAGUUAAAGUCUGUAUCGUUAUUGGACCUUUCAAGAAACAAGUUAUCAGGUUGGAUCCCCAACUGUUGGGAGAAUGCAACCUCACUGUCUCUCAUAAACUUUUCAUCCAAUAGACUGUCUGGAGUUAUUCCGAGUUCCAUCGGAAAUCUUGACCUCAUUUCUUUACACCUGAACAACAAUAGUCUCCAUGGAGAAGUUCCAGAUUCCUUUAGAAACCUGUUGGGAUUGAUGACGUUGGAUCUUGGAGAGAAUAAGCUAUCCGGAGUUUUACCUGAAUGGUUGGGGGUGGACUUUCAGGUAUUAGUAUUCCUUAGACUUCGAGAGAAUCAUUUCACUGGAACUCUUCCCAUGCAAUUGUGCUUGCUCCAAUUGCAGCUUUUAGACUUGGCAGUUAACAACCUGCAUGGAACAAUUCCACGUUGCUUUGGCUCCCUGAUUGGCAUGUCUCAUCGUUCAUCGUCGCCUGAACGGAAUGAUUAUCUAGUUGCACCUUCUGUCCCCUAUUGGGAUGCAGAACCAAUGACGGAGGUCAUGAAAGGAAGAGAGCUUGAAUACACCACAAACCUGAAGUUCAUGUUCUCUUUGGACCUCUCAAGCAAUAACUUUUCCGGGCCGAUUCCACACGAGCUGACAUCGCUAAACUUAUUAAACAGUUUGAAUCUAUCCCACAACCUUCUCUCAGGUAACAUCCCAGAAAAGAUUGGGGACAUGAAGUGGCUGGAGUCACUCGACUUGUCAGGGAACCAACUUUCAGGGGAAAUUCCACCAAGCAUAUCUCUUCUGACAAUGUUAAGCCACCUAAACCUGUCAGACAACAACUUCGCAGGUAAAAUUCCAAAAAGCAGUCAGCUAGAUUCUCUUUAUGUGUCCGAUCAUUCCAUAUAUUCAGGGAAUCCUUUACUCUGUGGCGAUCCACUUUUAAACAAGUGCCCGGUUCAGAAGGAGGCACCCACGCCACCAAAGAUCCCGAGCAGGGAAAACAUGGGUGGCUCAGAUCCGUUGGAUAAGGUGACAUUUUAUGGAGUUGUAAUGCUCGGGUUUGCGACUGGAUUCUGGGGAGCAAUCGGGAUUCUGGUAUUCAAAAAGAGUUGGAGAGCUGCCUACUUUACAUUCGCUGAAGAAAUCGCGAACAAGAUUUAUGUGGCAGUAUCAUUGAAGGUGGCCAAACUGAAAACAGUAAUGAGAGGAGAAUGAGCAGAGGCAGAGCAUAGAAGACUUGCUAUCAUCUCAUGUUGUUUGCCACUGUUACUUUAUCUAUUAAAUGCAGAAUAUUAACUUGAGCUUUAUCUUAUGAGUAUUUAUUUUGUGAAGAAAAUGUUAUAUUAAUGCAGAAUAUUAAUUUGAACUUUAUCAUAUGAGUAUUUAUUGUAUAUUGUGAAAAAAAGUUAUAGUUUAAUUUGGUGGGCACUAACUUAUCAAGGGGCAGUCUUACACAUGUUUAUAUAUAUUGCCACCACUUUUACACAUUCACAUGUCAAAACUAGAUUGAACGCGCCUGCACUAUGCAUGAACAAAUUAGAAAGAUGAUAAAAAAGAACAUAUUAAUGUCAUAGUAAUUUGAUAUUAAAUUGUUUUUGGCAAAACAAAGAUUGUAAUAAUAAUUUAUAAAAAUGAAAAAAUUUAAAUAAAAUA